AUGUGUAAGAUAGUCACCUAUUUCUUCGCUGAGUGCAGAUGCUAUCUAAUAGACCGUCAUUUUGAGGGCCGCUGCGAUCGCGACGAGACGUGUACAGGUCUCAUAUCUCUAGAGGUAGCGAUUCCGGGUAUCUGUAGCACCUGUCUAUUUACAAAGACGCUAUUUCCACGUCCUCUAACCUCCCCGGUCACAGACGAAGAGCUCGCGCUUUGCGAAAGGAUAAUGGCAAAAUAUCCACCACGACACUCCGACACAAUCGUCUCUCCAACAGGAAUAGCAUAUCCAUACUACGACGAAUGGGUUGAUCCACUUCCGGACGCCGAUCUAGAAUGGCUUAUGCACUUCGUCAAGAUAUUAGAAAGGUACAUGUGGGUAAAAGUGCAAAGCGGUGAGAUCAACAGAGAAGACGGAAAUCGAUUCCAUAUCUUCGCUACACACAUCGUUUUCGCGUACCACACUGCAUUAGCACAAUUCAUUCUACGAGUGAGAAUGAACGGACUUCGCCAGAGACAACUUCGACCAGCCCCUGAGAUCGUACGCGAGGAAAGACUCUCAGUCCUACUUUCUCGCUUAGACAAUCUCGCAGAAGACGUUCCAUCUUCGGAGCUCGCGAAAAUGACUGAUGGGACAAGUUGUCCAGUCUGCAUUUGCACCUUUGCAGAUAUCGCCCCAGAAGAUGGUCCAGUAAUCCAGCUUCCUUGCAAGCACAAAUACUGCAAAUACUGUCUCGAGGAAUGGAUCGUAUCAUGGGAUCGCGAGAGCGCUUUGAAAGUUUGUGUCAUUUGUAGGGAGGGGUUUGGACUAACCGAUAUUGGAGAUGAGCCGCCGACAAAGAAACCUGGUUUUGAACCUCUAGCUAAGGGCUUCAGGAUCGAGGCCCAUUUCUUUGCUCCUGCACUCGAAGAGACGGUAAGUGAUGUUGCUAGUAAACCUGGGUCUUUUGGGUGGAAUGUCGAGAGGCCUUGGUGGAUGACGAUGCUUCUGCAAGCAGCGGCCGAGUAA
This is a messenger RNA of Hymenoscyphus albidus, 1002 nucleotides long. The record is from the annotation of a GenBank genome assembly. NCBI's taxonomy places the organism in Eukaryota, Fungi, Ascomycota, Leotiomycetes, Helotiales, Helotiaceae.